AAUAUAAGGAAAGUUUGCGACAUGCGCGGUAGGAGCGCGCUGCCCGGGAUAGCUCGGUCCAAGGUGUGUUACGUUUUACAACCGGCGUGAUAUUAGUAAUGGCUCACUUCAAGUCCGGUGCGGUGUUUGUCGAUAACGGCCUAACUGACGGAAUGGACGGUAGUGACAUGGUGCGACGAUUAGCCGGUGUUGGUGACUCGUGAACAGCUAGUGCCGCCUCCAGUAUGACGUCGAGCUGUCUGCGUCCGCGAGCCGCCCCCUCGCUGCUCGCCCUCGUGCUCGCUACACUCGCCCUGCUGCCCGCCUCCCUUCAACAGGACGAGGACAUUCCCCACCACGAAGUGAAAAAUUGGGCCUUAAAAUUCGGACAAGAAAUGUGGGAAUUCGGGCGGCAAUUUACGAAAAUGAAUGAAAUUCAAAGGAAAUUUCAUGACUUGGAUGCUGAAGUAGCUAGAAAAGAUGGCCUUAUUCUCAUACGAGAGUUGGCAGCGGAAGUGAAGAACAUGAUCGAUAUAAAAAUGAACGCAGUUAUGAGGAUAAUGGACUCAGCCGAGCAGGCAGCCUUGUCUCAGAAAGCUGAGGGAGGUAAUGCACGAUACUUCAACAGCAGGAAAAUCGUCGAAGAUGGCCAAUCAGGGGGAGGCCAGGAUAUAUUUCUGGUGCCGAACAGACAUUUCGACCACCAAGCUGUAAAUACAUCAUUCAGUACAGUGCUAUUACCGGAGUCUCUGUCGGAUACAGAGUCUCAUGUAGUGAAUGCCUUGAGGUGGUCAGAACAUCUCGAUCCUGUAUUUGUAAAUAAUUACGAGAUGGACCCAACGUUAUCGUGGCAGUUUUUCGGCAGUUCAACGGGCUUCCUCAGAAGGUUUCCAGGUAUGAAGUGGCCAACGGACGAAGUGGCUAUAAGACAGGAUCUGCACGACUUUCGCACGAGCAGCUGGUUCGUGGGUGCAGCUACAAGUCCAAAAGACGUCGCCAUCCUUCUCGACGUGUCCAGCGCGAUGUAUGGCAAGCAUCGCGAUUUGGCUCGCGAGACUGUCUCCGCUAUACUCGACACUCUCACCGACAACGACUUUGUCAAUGUUUACACGUUUUCCGAAUCGACAACAGAGCUUGUCACUUGCUUCAAAGAUAUGCUUGUGCAGGCCACUGAAGGAAAUAAAAGAGAGUUGAAGAAAAUGCUCCCCCAUGUGAAGAGCGAUAACGUAGCAAAUUUCACGUCAGCGUUUGUUACUGGAUUUGAAAUUCUUCACAAGUACAAUCGAACGAACCUGGGUUGUCAGUGCAACCAAGCGAUAAUGCUCGUUUCUACUGGUCCUGCCAAUAGCAUUAAAGAGAUUUUCAAGCAAUACAAUAUGCCACACAUGCCAGUUCGAGUUUUCACCUACUUGGUUGGCAAAGACACAUCAAAUAGCGCAGAAAUGAAAUCGAUGGCUUGUUCAAAUAAAGGGUUCUAUGAGCAUAUACAGGAAGUUAAAGACGUGAGAGAAAAGGUAUUCAACUACAUAAAAGUGCUCGCAAGACCGAUGGUUAUGUACCAGAACGACCAUCCCAUCCAGUGGACACCAGUAUAUGCCGGUGGAAAGAUCAAUACACUUCUGAGCAACAGUGUGGAGGAAGGCCAACUCAUGACAUCUGUUGCCACACCAAUCUUUGACCGGAGGAAUUAUUCGGUAAGUGAUGCCAGCCUGUUAGGAGUAGUUGGCACCGAUAUUCCCAUUCAACAGCUACAGAAACUUGUGCCUGCCUACAAGUUGGGUGUGAAUGGAUAUUCAUUCAUAGUCAACAACAAUGGGCACGUUCUCUAUCAUCCGGAUCUAAGGCCACUGCUCAACAAGGACUUGUUUGUAGAGACGCUAAAGCCGAACUACAACAAUGUCGAUUUGAGCAGUGUAGAGCUGGUUGACUCUGAUGUCAACCUGCGAGAUAACAACACGCUCCUCAUGGAUAUGCGACACGACAUGAUUGACCAAAAAGAAGGAGAGACUGAGCUGAAAGUAAAAAUUCAUUACGAUGAAAUGAGACGAGUGACAACCAGGAGACACAAAUACUUUUACCAUCCGAUCGAAGGCACACCCUUCUCGCUUGGUCUUGCUCUGCCCGACGGCUAUGGCAUGUAUCAGGUGCUGGGAGAGCAGGAGAUAAAGCUCAGUCAUGUCAAUGUCACUGAAUAUUUCAAGGGCGAUAACUGGCGAGUCCACCCUGAUUGGGUGUACUGCGAGUACAAUUAUCCGAAUGAGCACAAUUUCAAGUCGCCUGAGGAGCAGGUGUUGCACUUCCUGUCCCGCACCCGGAAACCGGGUUGGAAGUGGAUGUCGCUCAGGCCACGUUCCCCGCAAGACCUGGGAAAUUCCAACACGAAGAAGAUGGAGAAGGAUUCCUACUACUGUGACAAGACCCUGAUGCAAUCACUGGUAUUUGAUGCCAUCGUAACAGAGGUAUUGGAGAGGCCAAGUGCUUCUACUCUUAAGGAGGACAAACACCCCAUCGCCACACUGAUGGCUCUCCUAUACAGGCAAGGGUACCAAAUGUUUGGGGUGGCUCAGACGUUCAUCGCGACCCGCAGUGGACUACUGAGGUGGCAGGGACAGGGAGGAAUGCAGAGUGAUCCAUUCUUCAGUGAUUCAAACCGUCGAGCAGUGGAUGAAGUUUGGUACAAGAGAGCGGUCGAUCAACACAGCAUUGAACCAGAAAGUUUUGUCUUCUCUGUACCGUUCAAUGCUGGUAAUAGUGAGAAAACGUUGGUGACAGCCACUCACGCUGUUUUUGUGGAGCACAAGGGUCACAGGGCUCCAGCGGCCGUCAUAGGAAUUCAGUUCCAGCAUUCAGCUCUAGCCUCUCAUUUCAUCAACGUCACAUCAGCUUGUACGGUGAAGACUGGCUGCAAGAAAACAUGUGCCUCAGCAGAUCUUGAUUGCUACGUUCUGGAUAAUAACGGAUUCAUAAUACUUUCUGAGAAAGCAGAACAGACGGGAAUGUUCUUUGGCCAGGCUGAUGGAACAAUUAUGGACUCGUUGGUUCAAGAUGGCAUUUACAAGAAAAUCUCCAUUAUGGACCACCAAGGCGCAUGUGUGGACACGAAAUCCAACCUAAACAGAGGCGCUUACUCAUGCUCGAUGCCGUGGCAGCCGAUAGCCUGGUUUGCUCGCUGGUUAUUCGGUCAUCUGAUGUGGUUGUCAAUGCAAUUCCAUCUCACACCACUCUGGGAGCCACACUUCACGGCGGCACAAGAAGAUACAAAUGACGGCAAUACUUACGGAGAAUUCUAUCCAGACUAUGCAGAAAUUCCAGACGACGAAAUCACGGGCGGCGGCAGCAGCAGCAGUAAUAAUUUCGAUGAAAACAGCGGAAAAACGUAUUCGAACGAGGACAAAGAGCCGGGCAUGAGCUACCCAGAUGUGCCGCAGCCGCCCGCUAUGGCUUCGCCCCCCCUGGCGACGUCGCGGCCCCCUCCCAACCGCACGCAGCGGGCGCGUCCCUGCAACAAGCGGGUCGACCUCUACAUCCUCCAGCCGGCCCGGCUCAACAACAGCAAUCCACUCAAAGGCAAACUCACCAACUGCCACGUCACUGGUUGUGAAAGGCCGUUCAGCGUUCAGAAGAUACCCAGGAGCAAUCUGAUACUGCUGGUAGUGGACACAUUGUGCCCAUGUGGCAACAAGCACCUGAGCAUAGACCCACAAGAGAUAGUGGCCGAUGAUGCGACGCCGCAGACCUGCCAAUCUCCCAACGAGCACGAUCUCUACAGGCGCCGCCCCAACAAGUGCAUCAACUACCAUCCCGAAGAGGUGGCGAUUAAGAAGUGCAGUUCAGCUUGCUCUCUAUCAGCAUCUCUGUCGCUCCUAGUCGCUCUUCUACUGGCAGCUUCAUGAUCACAACAACACAUCUAAUCAUAGAAAUUCUCUUAACAAAUGAAGAAAGAGCCUAUUCAGUUUAGGAAAGUGGAAUUUUUAAAUUUAUGGUGGCUUCGAUUUUACUCUAGUUCUAAUCUAAUAUUUAGUUCGGGGUUCUACUUAGUUUCUAACGGACUACAGUUUACAAUGACGGUGUGGUUGUUUUCAUGGACAUUCGUAGCUGGGAAGUGCUUGAAAUAAUUGGAAUGUUAUUUACUAUACGGUAUUGAUUAAAAAUCUACUAUUGAAUUGUGAUUCAAAGUUGCUACUUAUAUUCGAUCAACUGAACAAAAUAGUUUGUAUCUGAACAAAUGUAUGAGCUCUAUUCCAGUUUUCUAUAUUUUGUUCACACACUAAACUGAAUGAAAAACAGAAAGGCAUAGUAUAAAAUUGUUUGUGAGACGGAAACAUUCGUUUUCAUGACAUAAAUAUGCUGAAUGACUGACUUUGUUUUGGCAAUGUUGUUAAUGAAAAAAAUGAGUGAGUAAUAUUACAAUCACUUUGAUUACUGACUGAAGCUGCUGAUGAUAUGAAUAUCCAUUCCACAUUGAAAUAACACUAUUGAUUAUAUUGAAUAGUUGGAUAUUAUUGACUGGAUUAUUAGAAUAAAAGCAGCUACAACGUCCUGAGAAAAAAAUCAUCAAUUCAACUCCAUACACAUGUGCAAUGUGUGUAAUGUAUGUAAUGCACUUUCAUAAAUACGGGGGAAAAGAUAAUAAUAGGAAUUGUUUACAUAUACAAAUUUGUGGGACAGUAAAUGAACACCACAUAUAAAACGAGUUGAUUCCAACUAUUUCAAGCAGAGCAAAUGAUUGCACAAAACUUUUUAAUGUCGAUACUAAGAAUGGGAGGUUUACCACCCAUUAUAUUUCAUGACGUGCGCAUUCCAAUGCAUAGAACUAUUCCAUACACGAGUACUAUACUGUUUAAGCAAAGUAAAUAUUACCAUAAUUAAAUAAAUUAUACUAUACAGUGAUAUAAGUUUCAUACGUACAUAUACAAUUAAUAGCAAUUUUUAAAUAUUAAUUUUAUGUUUGAGAAUUUAUAUUGAAAAAACUAUAUAUAUUAUAUAUUUAGAGUUAAGGUAGAUUUUUCAGAGAAAACACAUGAAUGGAAAAAUCUAUAAAUUUGAUAGUUAAUGAAACAUUGGCUGUAAGAUAUUAAUCUAUGGAAGUGGCUGUAGAAAUCUUUCUUUUUCUUUAGUCAUAUCAUCCAGCAUUGAAUACGGGACAGAGGCAUUUGUAAACUCCAACGCAGAAUGUGCAAUUAGAGAGGAACCAGAAACUUACAAGCCUAAUAUAUCAUUGUAAAUAGUGAUUCACACCAUAAAAUAAGAAUUGAUUUCAAUUUCCCCAAGUGUAAAUAAUAUUUUAUAUAAGAGAGUAAUUUUACAAUGGAAGGUCCAGUGAUAUUGUUAGAGCACAACAUUUGAUAUAAUCAAGAUUUGUACGUAGUGUAUUUGCUUUUAUAAUACGUCAUAAAACACUACUAACAUACGAUUAUUUGAUUGAGUUGAGAAAAUUACGAACAGUAAUUUUCAAUAUUGGAUUUCAUGGUUCUAUAUUGACUAAAGCUGGUGUGCCAUGAAAAACUUGUAAAUUUGAACAAUAAAAGAGAAAAAGUAAAAAAAAAUACAACCCUAAUUAAUGACAACUUCAAAUAAAUUUUACUACUACACAAGUGAGUGGAUAGAAUUUUUUGUAAUUUAUCAUAGAAGUUACGCAUUGAUUGAUAACAACUGUCACAUGAGCUUAUCUCACAUCAGUGGUGAUUCAGAUAUGUAAUUAAUACUAUGCAACGGUAAACAAAAUUAAACUCUGAUUUUCUUAAACUGAAAAAAGAAAGGUUUUUAUGGCCCUUGAAAAGUGCAUGAAAUUAUUUAUUAAUGCAAUAAAAUACAGCGAAUAAUGUUAUUUGUUACUAUUUGAAAACUAUCAUGUCUUUGAAAUUCAAUAUUUGAAUACAUUGAUGUAUGCCUAGUUAAGAAACAAGUAUGCUGGAAAAAUAACAAAUUUCAAAUAUAUUUUAAAAAUGUUCAAAUUAUAAAAAUAUUCUUCUCAACAUAUCAGUUCAAUUUAAAUAUUCAAUAUACAUCGGUAUCAAAACUUUAAAUCUUGAAUGUUAUUCUCGAUGUUACUCAUAUCAAGAGUUUUAAUCCCUUUUCAUAUCUUCACAUAUCAGAAAAGCAAGUACUAAAAUGAGUGAGUAUUCAUUUCUACUUCAUCAUGCGAAACAAUUUUUGAUAAUCACCAUGUUGAAUUUGAGAGAGCAAUUUGAAAAAAAUGCUUUCCUUACCUAUGGUGAUAGGGCAAGGAAAGUUAAAACACUGGCCAAUUUUACAUAAUAAUUUAUCGAGUGAUAUUAAUCGUAUCAAAAAUACACCAAAGUUUCAAUCUAUCAAAUUAAUGAAUGUCUGACAUAUCCAGAUCUUCUCAUACCAAUAAUCAAUAAAAUAUAACUUUUCUCUUCAAAUCUGAGCUGAAACAACACAACAAACUAGGCUAAAUGAGCCUUUAAUGUCAGUUUGUUUUGAGUGGGUAUGAACAUUUUGAAUAGUUGGCACAGUUCCUUGUUAGCAUAGAUUCAAACAUUAAAAUUCAGUUCAUUAUAUAAUGAAAUGUAAAUGUUUAUCUAUCUUCAAUAGCAUAUUUUACUUUCGAUCUGUUUAUCAAAUAGAAGAAUAAUAAAUGUGGAGGCAAUAUUAGCUGAAAUAGUCAAAUCACGAUUUUAGAAACCAAUUUGAAGUUGAAAGAUUCAAUAAUUGAAAAUAAUUAUUAUUUUAUUUAAAUUAACCUUUCUUCAAUGACAAGUGAAUAAAUUUGAACAAAAAUCGAAAGACAAAUAAAAAGACUUAUAAGCAAUCUAUCAACAAUAUAAUAUCAACAUUCUAUGUUCCUGAGACCAUUCAUAACUGAUAAAGACAUUCUAGACAUUAAUUAUUUGAAAUACAGCACUUAAAAGAUGACAAUACAAACCUAACGUAAUUAUGUUCAUGUUAUAAUAUUAUGAGGAUAACUAGGUGAGCUUGUAAUUUCAAUUAUGAGCUCUAGUAUCCUCUCAGCAGUUAUUGUUGGAUAAUAUAUGGCUAUUAAAUGUUAUAAUUUAAUUUUGAAUGAUCAAUGGGCUAAAGAUUUGUAAACCUAUUUUUUAAAAUAAUUAAUAUUGAACAUAAACUGUGAAAAUUAUUUGUCUAGUUCUUCAAGAAGCAACACUAGAAUUUCCAAAGAUAAAGGUACACUGAUGAAGAGUCCGUUUUAUACUCAAGAAGUAUGAAAUUCCAUCCAAUAUUUGAAUAAUUUGAUAAUUCUUUCAGAAAUUGAUUGGGAAAAAUUAGAUUAAAUUUAGUCAAGAGGAAUUUGAAUAAGUUAUUUCUGGAUUACAGAAAAUGUUAUAUUCAUGAGAAUCACCUCUCUCGUACUGAGUUACACAAAAAUUCAAGUUAUAGCCAGUUCCUUCAGUAGAUUUCUCUUCAGAAAUUUCAUGUUACUUCACAGAAAGCUCUCGUUGGAGUGACUAGCAGUAAGUUUGAAAACAUUGGUAGUUGAAAACAUAAAUUUUCAGAUUAAUACAGGCAGAUGUGGCAAGUGUCAGAUAAAUAAGGAAGACAAGAGAGAUUGUUGAAGAAUAAAAUAAAAAUAGUGACACUGGUUAAAAUGAAUUAGACUUCUGAAAUGGAAGUCACUGAAUACUCUUCAAUCCAAGCAUAAAUCCAGCAUCCCAUAACAUUCAAGGAUAGUACAUAAUUUCCUUCUUGAUGUUUUGCUUAACCAAUUUUUGAUUAAAUAUUGUAACAUCAAAUUUUUAAGCAGUCAUUGAGUGUGAUGAUAACAAAUAAUAAUGAUAUACAAUCAAUUAAUAGACGAACAUUAUUUGCUUGGGCCAAAUAUUUUUGUUUCUGUUGGGAAGUGCCUUAAUUACAGUAUGAAACAAUUUCUGUUAAAAAGGUUACAAAUACUCACAGCUCUAAACUCACAGUUAAUGGCGAUUAUAGACUUUGUCUAGUAGUAAUAUAAUAUUCCAUUAACCCAAUCCCAUCCAACCCAACAAAUGAUUUAUAUUAACAGAUUUCAAACUCACUACCAAGUUUGGUCCCUUGAAUUAUGUAUUUAAGUGGAAUGCCACUGCAAAGAACAAAUGUGUGUUUUUUAUUAGUUGCAAUGACUACCAACUUGAGAGAGAUUAUGAGAACGAAAUUUCUUGAUUGAUGAGUGAAUAUGUACACGAAUAGGUGACAUGAAUUUGAUUGUAUAUAACAUUUUCAGUAAUUUAAAGAUCUUUAAAUGAUAUUACUGUAUGCAAGAGUGUACAGUUUGAUAAAACGAUUCAGUAUUGUAUGGAAGCUAUGGAAUACUACUUAUCUAAAACAUUGUUAAUUAUAAGUUCAGUCUCUAAAAUUUACUAUAUGGGACUUGAUGAUUCUCAUUCCACAUUAUAAUUGAUUCAUUCGCCUCAUAAAAUAUAAGUAUGCAUUUUCAUAAUUUAGAUUGAUCACGAUAUUGUUCUGAGCUAAUUUUAUAUCGAUGUUAUUAAGAUAAUAUUAGACAAAUAAUAAGGAAUCACUGAAUAAUUGUUAACCAUGACAAUAAUUUUUCAACAGUUAUAUUAUUUUUAGAGUUUCUAUUAAAGGUAAGAGAUGUGAUUGUUCGAGUUCUAAGCAUAAUCAAGUGUGAGGUUGAAAAUAUUCAUAAUGGAAUAUCUAUAAAAAGAACGGUUUCCAGAGUGUUAUAAUUUUAUUCAGUUUAUGAACCAUCAUCAAGUACAAUUCAAUGAAAAUUUAUUGGUUACUCAACAAUUAAUGGAUGAAAAUGAACUUGAGUAGAAAGUAUAAUUCAUUAUUAUUUAUCAAUGUCAAUUGAAACAUUGUGAAAGUUCGCUGAAUAUCAGAUUCUACAGAUUUCCAGUUUUUUAUAAGGUGGUGCUAGAGCUAAUACUUGAAAUUCAUUAACAUUGGAAAACCCACUUUGUGAAAAUUUUACUGUACUUACGAAGAUCUAUGUAAAUCACUUUCUAUUCACCUUCCUAGUAAUCAUGAAACCUACUUUUAAAUCAAGAAAAAUAUGAAAUUUUCAUGAUUGGAGUGUAGAUGGACAUUUAACUCAAUGAAAAUACUUUAGACAGUAAUUUAUUUAGAAAACUACACAUAAGGAAUCAAAACAUAAGAGAUCAAAAAUAGGUCCGUCAAUAGUUAGUUCUUAUCAUGUAUCCAAUCCAAAUGGAAAGCGGAUUUUUUUGUUU
This is a messenger RNA of Nilaparvata lugens (brown planthopper), 9128 nucleotides long. It is a transcript of the gene stol, whose product is annotated as voltage-dependent calcium channel subunit alpha-2/delta-3. Gene Ontology annotation, cellular component: voltage-gated calcium channel complex. Gene Ontology annotation, molecular function: voltage-gated calcium channel activity. NCBI's taxonomy places the organism in Eukaryota, Metazoa, Arthropoda, Insecta, Hemiptera, Delphacidae. The coding region runs from base 225 to 3872 and encodes 1215 amino acids. The transcript has 29 exons. The record is from RefSeq and is a predicted model, not a curated record.